CUACCAAUCAUUACCAAUUGUUACUGGUGCACUCAGUACUGUGUACAUAUUUUUUUUUUGUGUUGUGCUGUACAUCAGUGUAUUGUCUAAACUGUCUAAAUUUUUUUCUAGACUUUUUAAAAACACUAUAUUAUUAAUUAAAAAAUAAUUUUCUACAUAGAAAUACACUUAAUAUUAAAAUUAUAAAACAACUUAUAAAAUAAUGUCACGUUAUCGAGAGUGGGAUCUUUCGUGUAAAGUUUAUGUUGGAAAUUUAGGAAGUAGUGCAAGUAAGCAUGAAAUUGAAAAUGCAUUUAGUCAAUAUGGACCAUUAAAAAAUGUAUGGGUUGCUAGAAAUCCACCUGGUUUUGCAUUUGUUGAAUUUGAAGAUCCUCGUGAUGCUGAAGAUGCUGUUAGAGGUUUACAUGGAAAACGAUGUUGUGGAACGAGAGUCAGAGUUGAAAUGUCAUCAGGAAGAAGUCGUCGUGGAGGAGGUGGUGGUGGUGGUGGAGCUGGUGCAACACGUCGACCUGGUCCAAAAUACUCAAGAUCGCGUUCACGCAGUCCAAGAAGAAGAUCUUUGAGCCGUAGUCGCAGUCGUGAUCGUCGUUCACGUUCCGAAUCACGAGACAGACGGUACUGAUUUUAAAUUUAAAAAAUAGAAAAAUCUAAUAUAUAACUAGAUCAAUUGUUUUUUUCUUUUUGUAUACUAAAGAAGCUAAUAACAAUAUUACAUAAAAUAUAGAUAAUAUAAUUGUUUUAAUAAUUUACAGUUAGGUGCUAAAAAAAUAAAAAUAAAAAUAACGUGGAAAUCUUGAUAAGAGCCGAAUGGGAUUAUCUGACAAUGAUAAGUUAAAUUUAAAUGUAUAUAAUAAUUAGAAAUGUUCACUAAAAUAAUAAAAAUAAAAUAGUUAUUAUUAUAAUAAUAUCACAUAAACCAAAAUGGUUAUAAAAUUGUUGAUUAAACAAUUAAUCGCAUAUUGAAUUUGAAAAUUCAAACAACAAAAGAAAAACAAUUGUUAAACAAAAAACAUAUAUCAAAUUAAUUUUCCCAACAUAUCUAUUAAUUGUAAAAUUCGUACUACAAAAAAAAAAAAAAUAAUUUAUAUUCUAAUUUUAUCAUUUUAUAUUUGUUAAAUUUUUUUUUGUAAAAUAGAUUUAAAAAUAAUUAAUUUAUUAAUAUAUAAAUUAAACAAAAAUAAUUCAGUUUAAAAAAAAAAAUUGUAUUAAAUUUAUUUUUUACUUUGAAAUUAAUUAAUUUAUAAAUUAAAAAUAAAAUAGUAACACAUAA
Molecule: messenger RNA, 1270 nt
Organism: Aphidius gifuensis
Lineage: Eukaryota; Metazoa; Arthropoda; Insecta; Hymenoptera; Braconidae
Product: RNA-binding protein 1-like
Exons: 4
Coding region: 203-622 (139 amino acids)
Biological process (GO): mRNA splicing, via spliceosome
Cellular component (GO): nuclear speck
Molecular function (GO): RNA binding
Source: RefSeq, a predicted model, not a curated record